AUGUUUUUAGCCACAGCCAUUAUAUCCUCAUGCAAAAAAGGCACUGUGUUGAAAGGAAUCAAUGUACUCAAGGACGGUCAAGACCCAGUUGCGAUGGAUGAUUCAGAAUAUCCAGCAUGGCUAUGGAAAUUGCUAGAUCCAAAACCUGAUUACUUGGCUCUCGAAGAUAAACUUGACAUUAAUUAUUUGCGCACAAUCACUCGUGCAAAGAUCAGAGCCAAUACACUUGCCAAGCAAACCAAGUCGUUUUGA
This is a messenger RNA of Batrachochytrium dendrobatidis JAM81, 252 nucleotides long. Its product is annotated as mitochondrial 54S ribosomal protein YmL37. The record is from RefSeq and is a predicted model, not a curated record. Gene Ontology annotation, molecular function: structural constituent of ribosome. The transcript has a single exon. Gene Ontology annotation, cellular component: mitochondrial large ribosomal subunit. The coding region runs from base 1 to 252 and encodes 83 amino acids. Lineage: Eukaryota; Fungi; Chytridiomycota; Chytridiomycetes; Rhizophydiales.